AUGAACAACCAGCCCGAGGGCCAACAAGAGCUGCGUGACCACAUCUUGCUCUAUGAUAUCAGCUUCCCUGUCGAUUUCGUCCGUCCCUCCCGACAAGACAGCCAGCAUCUUCCGACCAGACCUCCCCAAGUCAGGCCCAUGAACGUCAACCCUCUGCCCACCGUUAUCAUGACAAGCAGCAGUACCCCUACUGCUGCGGGUCCUACAAAAGCCGAGCUUCACAAUGUUAAGACUGCCAACACUGAGGUACGUGCACCCAAGGACUACCAUACUGGUCAGGCCAAGAUGUCAGCUCACGCUAGUCCAACCACUGGAAUGCAGGCAGCCAGCAAUGAUUUUCCAGGAGGAGCGCCGGCCAGAGUGAAUCGCGCCGGAGCGUCACGAACAUACGCUGCUGUGCUUACCGACGCGAAAGCAGCACCCGGCAACCCGAGAUCAGCUUCUUUGACCACGGCCGACCAAAGCACUCAGUGUCAACACCAACCGCUGAAGACAUUCCCAUCCGGACAAUGGGUGGUCGUGCUCGAAAACGUGCCCAAUAGCUGCACCGUCGACAAGUUGAUCAAUGCAAUCAAGGAAAUGGGAAGAACCGGGAGGAUCUUCAACAUCGUCAUCGAGUGUGCUGGUCCAAGGGCCGACGACAGGACUGACGCAACCACCGCGAGAGUUGCGUUCUUCGACCACGCUGGUGCGAACGAACUCCUACGCCUGGUCUCCCAAGGCCGUCUUUGGAUCGACUCCCACCAGCUCAGCGCCAGGGGCAGCAUGACCAAGCUAUCCGAAGUCACCAGCCCCGAGCUCGCCUCCCGAGUCCUGCUUCUGCACGGUCCGGAAGAUGUAGUUACCGAAGAAUGCAUCUACACGUGGCUCGGAGUCGGAAUCGCAGAAGGAAAUUUGUUGGGCCUCAUAGACGCGGUGGACGUUACUCCCUGCGGAACGCGCAAGCUUGGUCGCCGCAUGGUUCGUCUGGAAUUCGCCGGUUUUCAGACGGGGGCUCAGGCUGUCCUCCAAUAUCUGUUGGACCAGAGAGGACGGACUGGCUGUGCGUGGGCUGGGGUGCUGGUGUUGUUCGCAGACGACCCCUGCGAUUAUGUUCUCGCGUGA
Molecule: messenger RNA, 1104 nt
Organism: Anthostomella pinea
Lineage: Eukaryota; Fungi; Ascomycota; Sordariomycetes; Xylariales; Xylariaceae
Source: the annotation of a GenBank genome assembly